This is a messenger RNA of Coccidioides posadasii C735 delta SOWgp, 2812 nucleotides long. It is a transcript of the gene SEC63, whose product is annotated as secretory subunit. Gene Ontology annotation, molecular function: RNA binding; transmembrane protein transporter activity. Gene Ontology annotation, cellular component: Sec62/Sec63 complex. The record is from RefSeq and is a predicted model, not a curated record. Lineage: Eukaryota; Fungi; Ascomycota; Eurotiomycetes; Onygenales; Onygenaceae. Gene Ontology annotation, biological process: SRP-dependent cotranslational protein targeting to membrane; post-translational protein targeting to endoplasmic reticulum membrane.
AUGGCUGAGAGAUAACCUGGCCUCAUCUCCCACGCGACGGAGUAUAUUGAACCGUUCUUUCACUCCGCUCUCUCCUCGCCUGCAUUUCCAGUGGGUUUCUGGAUCUUGCCAGUAGAGCACUCCAUUCCCUUCUACAAGCUCCAUGUCCGCCACCCUUCAGCUUAUCCAGCUGUGAUAAGUUUCGACGGAGGCGAUAUUUUCGCCGGCCAAACGCCGCAAAGAUGUCUUCCAAGGACUACAAUUAUGAUGAACAGGGCCAAUUCUUUCCCUUCUUUAUCCUUACCCUCACCGGCCUCGUUACCCUUCCGCUCACUUAUACGCUUCUUAAACCUGUCAAAGGACUAGAAACCUCCGCGCCGCGGAUACAGUCUGAUUUCAAGCCCCACCAUGCCAGUCUUAUUGAGGGUCAAAAGCAGAAGCUUUUGCGCAAAGAACGUCGGAUAAAACGCAUAAUCACAGUCUUUGCGGGUUAUGCAAUAAUGGCAUACAUGAUAUAUCUCAUUAUCGUCACCCAGAGAACCAUACCGAAGAUAUGGGAUCCUUAUGAUAUAUUGGGAAUUUCGCGGAGCGCCGAUGAACGAGCUAUUAGUCGGCAUUAUAAGCGGCUUUCGAUGAAAUACCAUCCGGAUAAGAUUAAACCUGAUCCUGCUAAGAAUGAAACCCUCGAAAUGUUAAACGAUCGCUUCGUCGAGUUGACCAAGGCGUACAAGGCUCUGACUGACGAGGAGAUUCGAAAUAACUAUCUCCAAUAUGGCCACCCCGAUGGAAAACAGAGCUUUAGCAUUGGUAUUGCUCUACCUCAAUUCAUUGUUACCGAAGGAAACGGCAAAUAUGUGCUCCUCGUUUACGGUCUUGUGCUUGGGGUGUUGUUACCGUAUAUUGUCGGGAAGUGGUGGUACGGUUCUCAGCGAUAUACCAAGGACAAAGUCCUUGUUGCCAGCGCUGGAAAUAUCUUCCGAGAAUAUAAACCGAGUUUAGGCGUUGGUGGAAUAAUCGGUGCCCUCAGCGCCGGGGAGGAAUUUAACCAGAUGCUCGCAAACGACCAGGCCCAUUCUGGAUUAGCAACCGUAGAGCAGAAGAUAUUGACGGAAGCUGAUUCAGGCGCUCUUGUAGCCGGAUUAUCCGCGAAAGAUCGCAAAGCGUUAAGUGAACUGGAUGAUGAAAGGAGAAGGAAGGUGCUGGCCCUACUAUGGGCUUAUCUUGGAAGAGUUGAUCUUGAUAAUCCCACCCUUGAUACUGAAAAGUAUGAGGUCGCUCCUAUUGCCAUUUCUCUUAACGAUGCAUUUACAUCGAUUUCGCUUUCAUUCGGCAAUCUACUGCCCAUCCUUGGCUCAUUACAUGCAUCGCAGCAUAUCAUACAAGCUGUACCGCCAGGCUCAUCUCCUCUUCUCCAAUUACCAUAUUUCACGCCUAAAGUAAUUCGAAAUAUUGAAGGCGAGCACUCGAAGAAUCAUAUGUCUAUCCAGAGAUACAUGAAUUUAUCGGAAGAUUCACGAAGGAAGCUUACAAUCGGUCCUGGGCUGCUUACAGAAAAACAGUAUCAAACAGCAGUGUCGGUUGUGAAACAAAUUCCCGCCUUUGAAGUUUCCAAAGCAUUUUUCAAGGUAGUUGGAGAGAAAGUUGUCACGCCUAGCAGUCUUGUUCAGCUUGUCGUUAAAGGCCGUUUCAUCCCGCCUGGUUACACGAAUGUCCCCGAAGUCAAUGAACUUGAACUUGAGGACAUCGAUUCAGACGAAGAGGAUUCUGACGCUGUGAUGGGCCGUAAAGGAGCAAAGCCCAAGACGUCCAAGCCUGCGAAGCAAGAAGAAGAAGAAAUUCAACCACCUCUCGCACAUGCUCCCUAUUUUGCUCGUGAUCAUUCACCCCGGUGGCACAUUUUCCUUGCAGACGUCAAAGCAGAUAGAAUGGCUGUACCUCCAUUUACCUUCACGACUUUCGACAAGCCUAUAUUCGAUGAGAAAGGAAACCCCACGUUCAAUAUGCAAACCUUGAAGAUGCAAUUUCAAGCUCCACCUCAAAUUGGAAACUUCCCAUUUACUUUAUAUGUUGUCUGUGAUAGUUACAUUGGAUUUGACACCUGGAGGGACGUUGUCCUGGAGGUUGAAGGUUUCGCCAAAGCAGCACAGUUGGCGGAGGAUGAUGAAAUUAGCGAACCUGAUGAAGAUUCGCUUGCAGGUCAAAUGCAGGCUCUUAAAACCGGGCAAGCACCGGCUCCAAGGAAAAAGCGACCCGCCAAAGACGAAUCUAGCGAAGAAGAUGAGAGCGAUACGGAAGGCGACGUGGAUGAUGAUACCAGCGCCACUGACACAGAGACAGACACAGAUGGAGAAUAGCCGCGAACAAAAAGGCCGGAUUGUAUAUUUAAUUGAGCGAGGUCGUCCCAUGAGACGCUCUAUAUCCCAGUCUUUGUCGCUUUCUUUCUUACGAGCUUAUUAAUGGCGGACAUAUUAUAGAACUUCUUUUUAUCUCGGUCGCGUUGCGAUUCUCCUCCGUGUGUUUAGGGGGCUGUCUGUCUUCCGGUUAUAAGCAUCCAUGGGCAAAUUUUUUUAAGCUGUGCUUUGCCGGAUGAAUUAACCACAGGGAUAAAUUUAGCAUCAUGAUGAAAAUCCCAUAUCUGAAUCACCUUUUUUGUGAAUUGUGAUUUCUGGGGCCCGAAAGGAGGCGAAAAUGGGAAAGUACAAAAUCGUUGGCCAUAUCGGAUGGGCAUGAUCUGGUUUGUAGAGGCUAAUUGGAGAUACUCCUCUAUUCCCGCAUUUGCAAUGUUAUAGGAGAGGAAGAUUUCAGAAACAAUUGAGACAAUGUGGUACAGCAU